Messenger RNA from Talaromyces atroroseus, 2493 nucleotides. RefSeq lists its product as hypothetical. Gene Ontology annotation, molecular function: zinc ion binding; ubiquitin protein ligase activity. NCBI's taxonomy places the organism in Eukaryota, Fungi, Ascomycota, Eurotiomycetes, Eurotiales, Trichocomaceae. Gene Ontology annotation, biological process: protein ubiquitination. The coding region runs from base 1 to 2493 and encodes 830 amino acids. The record is from RefSeq and is a predicted model, not a curated record. The transcript is spliced from 3 exons.
AUGGGACAGGCAUCGUCCACCCAACGAGAUCAACGGCCAGGAAACGCCUCAGGAAUCACCAUCCCCUCCUCUCUUCCUAGCGAUGGCCACGGUGGUGCUCUGAACGCUCAAGACAUGUCCGAACAAUCGGUGGGCAACCACCCCCCUCAGGAAGAGGGGUUCGAUGCGAACAGAAACAAUAUAUUCAACUUGAUAACAGACUCUUCGACUCCAAAUGUAUCCAACGCAGCGUUCAGUGAUACGACCAUGUCGCCGAGCACCUCCGAUCUCCGACCACGCCCAAACGCCACCCAACAGGACACUCGCAGCGCUUCAGCCGCCUCCCGAAUCAUAGCGAGGAGACAAUCUACAAUGUCUCGCUUAGGCACUCGAAUCUUGCCUAAUUCUGUCAUACGAGGUCUACUCAGCAGCGAGGAGGAAACACCAGCAGAGGGUCACGCACAUCGAAAUGGACGCAUAUUGAGGCCUAUUCCUAGAUCUGAGGGUCUUCCCAGCUCUGGUCGCUUCACUCCUUUCAACUCCCUAGCAUCUCGGGGUAUCAAUCGACGUCGCUCGAUACGCGGGCCCUACCCUCUCCCACGUGGCGAUGCAGCAUUGAUUCCGGAUUCGCCGCCCAAUCCAACCUAUGUCAACCCGGCUAUUGACGCUGUUUCGUCUUCAGACAGAGGGUGGCGCCGCAGCCCACGUUUAAAUCGAGUGCGAAAUUCGUUGACUACUCCCAUUUCCCAUAUUUUUGGUGCUGCCCCGACUCUGCCAGACACUGAGGAGAUGAGAAUACCGCCACAGCGACCAUUACGUUUAAGCGUCCCCGACGGCGUAGAUCAGUUGCUGCCGCCUUUAGAUCCUAUGGACUUGGACUUGGAGGAGCCCGCUGAACCCGCUCAACAAUCCAUGAACGACUCACAACCUCUCCCACCUUUAUCUCAUGCUAGGACGUCCCAAGGCUUAGGGCCAGGCCCCAUCAGACGCCUCCCUGGUAUUUUACGAACUCGGUCUUCACGAGUCCCACGACGAGAAGAACAAACCCCCUUAUCCCGUGUGCUUCAAGUUGCCGCAGCCGCAAUAGCAGCGCAGAUUUCUGGAGGCACGGUUCCUCCGCUGCCCAACAUUCAAUCGCUUGGCAACGAAGGACUCGACGCAUCGCUAGAAAGCCUUUUCCAAAGUCUACAGCAAGUCACUUCCGCUCAAGACAAUCAGUCGGGAUCUUCAGGUAGCCAAAACACUUCUCCGACAGCAAACCCUCCUCCCUUGAAUUUCCUGCGAGUUUUUCGUUUCGCCAAUUCCGGUAGCCUAGGAAGCCGACCGGGGACUGGAAGUAAUGGGCGCCCUACGUCACAAACAGCCGACCAGACAGAUGCUGAGGAUGGUGGCGAUGAGGGCUCAGAGGGCCGCACCGUCACUUUAGUCGUGGUGGGAGUGCGAUCUGUACCGUCCAACGGCGGGCCACUAGGUAAUCCACAAAAUGGCGGUGGAAUCGGCCUGGACGCUCUUCUUGGUCUGCCAAAUAUUCCUUCCAUCAACGGAAACCCCUCCCAAGAGAGAGGUGGCACUGGAGACUCUUUACGGACCGCGGAUAGUCCAUUCAGGGUACCGACCUCACGGUUUAUGAAUGGCGGUGCAAGUUCCACUCCUGACAACCAUGCUCGUGGCACGUCGAACAUCCACCGAAAUCCGUUAGAACCAACAUCUCCAGCCCUUCCAGCUGUUCUGUCGGACAGUCCUCCUGGACCAUUUCCUCCACCGUCGACGCCAGCUGAGGCUCCUAUGUCCACACUGUCAUCAGGAGAUUCCACUCCUAGCCGAAGGCCCUCCUCGGCAUCAGCAAUGUCUCCAAAUGUCCUACCCCAGGUUCACGAAGAAUCCGGUCUAGACUCCACGCUCCAUUCAGGUAUGCAUCCUUCCACUAGCGACAGCGGUGCACGACAGCGACGCCGAAGUGAUUCGGAGUACGCUCGUCAUCGUCAUCUCGGCUCAGGAGCAGCUAGACGCCACGGGGUGGUAGAACCAGAUCAGCCAACGCCACCCGCCGGUCGAACUUGGGUUAUUUACGUUGUUGGCACCAAUCUCUCGGAGAAUCACCCGGCUUUUGCAACUCCGAGCUUGUUCACCGAUAACCCUACCUAUGAAGACAUGAUUCUUCUCUCGUCCCUUUUGGGACCAGCAAAACCUCCCGUGGCCACGCAGGCAGAUGUCUCUUCAGCAGGCGGGCUGUUCCGGCUUGUCGAGUAUGCGGGAUCUCUGGUAGCGGAAGCGCUCGAAGGCGAUCAAACCAUUAGCAUUGGUGAAACUGAGAGAUGUUUGAUCUGUCUGAGCGACUACGAAGCUGCCGAGGAAGUUCGACAGCUCACUAGUUGCAAGCACAUCUAUCAUAAGGAAUGCAUCGACCAGUGGUUGACCACCGGACGGAAUUCCUGUCCUCUAUGUCGAGGUCAAGGGGUUGCUGAGUCUUCUCCUAACUCAAAUCCUACGCCCGCACAAGGUGCACCUGCGUAG